AUGAGUUCCACAAUUGGUUUACGUGCAGCCACAAAUGGCUGUUCCUCCUCAUCAUCAGUCCUAAAUGGAGCUGCCACAUGCCAUGCCAUUGCAUCGAAAACCCUGAAUGGUAAUAAUCUACAUACCAUGAAUGAUGCGACAACAACAACCACCACCACCAGUAAAUGUCCCGAUUUGGCUGCCAAAGUUAUACAGAAAUCGCACAUUGUCUGUUUCGAUGUGGAUUCGACGGUGAUCCGUGAAGAAGGUAUCGAUGAAUUGGCCGAUUUCUGUGGCAAAGGUUCUGAGGUGGCCCGUGUUACCAAAGAAGCCAUGGGCGGUUCAAUGACCUUCCAGGAUGCUCUCAAAAUUCGCCUAGAUAUCAUUAGACCUAGCCAAGAACAAAUUCGCGAUUUUCUCAAAUCCCGACCCAGCACAUUGACACGCAAUGUUAAACGUUUCGUUGAACAUCUAAAGGCCGAGGGUAAACAAGUCUAUUUGAUAUCUGGUGGUUUCCACUGUCUCAUCGAGCCGGUGGCCAAUGAGCUGAAUGUGCCCCUCUCCCAUUUGUAUGCCAACAAAUUGAUGUUCUACUGUAAUGGCGAAUAUGCUGCCUUCGACACCAAUCAACCCACAUCCCGAUCGGGCGGUAAAGCAGAGGCUAUUGCUCACAUACGUAAACAAUACGAAGCGGAUACUGUGAUAACCAUGAUUGGUGAUGGUGCCACCGAUUUGGAAGCCGUACCGCCAGCAAAUUAUUUCGUUGGUUUCGGUGGUAAUGUGGUGCGUCCUGAGGUAUAUAAAAGGGCCCAGUAUUAUGUAACGGAUUUUGAGCAAUUAAUGUGAAAA
Musca vetustissima is the source of this 828-nucleotide messenger RNA. It is a transcript of the gene aay, whose product is annotated as phosphoserine phosphatase. The transcript has a single exon. Gene Ontology annotation, biological process: dephosphorylation; L-serine biosynthetic process. NCBI's taxonomy places the organism in Eukaryota, Metazoa, Arthropoda, Insecta, Diptera, Muscidae. Gene Ontology annotation, cellular component: cytoplasm. Bases 1 to 825 code for a protein of 274 amino acids. Gene Ontology annotation, molecular function: magnesium ion binding; L-phosphoserine phosphatase activity. The record is from RefSeq and is a predicted model, not a curated record.